Acanthosepion pharaonis is the source of this 603-nucleotide messenger RNA. The record is from the annotation of a GenBank genome assembly. Lineage: Eukaryota; Metazoa; Mollusca; Cephalopoda; Sepiida; Sepiidae.
AUGUCUACCCUCCCGCUUAUUUUAUUUUCAUUUCCGUCUGUUCUCACGGACAAUACACAGUAUACCCUCCGGCUUUUUUAUUUUCAUUUCCCUUUAGGGUUAAUAUUUAUCUGUUCUCACGGGCAACUGUAUACCCUCCCGCUUAUUUUAUUUUCAUUUCUCUAUAGGCUUAAUAUUCAUCUGUUCUCACGGACAAUGCACAAUGGGGAUCUGUUCUCACGGGCUUAUACCCUCCCUUUAUUUUUUUUUCAUUUCUCUAUAGGCUUAAUAUUCAUCUGUUCUCACGGACAAUAUGUAUACCCUCCCUUAUUUUAUUUUUCAUUUCCCUUAGGGUUAAUAUUUAUCUGUUCUCACUUUAACUCCCUCCUUUAUUUUAUUUUCAUUUUUCAUUUCAUCUGUUCUCACGGACAAUACAAUGUCAUAUUAUUUUAUUUUUUAAUAUCUGUUCUCACGGACAAUGCACAAUGUAUACCCUCCCGCUUAUUUUAUUUUCAUUUCCCUUUAGGGUUAAUAUUUAUCUGUUCUCACGGGCAACUGUAUAACCUCCUGCUUAUUUUUUUUCAUUUCUCUAUAGGCUUAAUAUUCAUCUGUUCUUCUCAAUGA